This is a messenger RNA of Hirundo rustica (Barn swallow), 858 nucleotides long. RefSeq names its product deoxyribonuclease-1-like. Bases 1 to 858 code for a protein of 285 amino acids. The transcript has 8 exons. Gene Ontology annotation, molecular function: DNA nuclease activity. Lineage: Eukaryota; Metazoa; Chordata; Aves; Passeriformes; Hirundinidae. Gene Ontology annotation, cellular component: nucleus. The record is from RefSeq and is a predicted model, not a curated record. Gene Ontology annotation, biological process: DNA catabolic process.
AUGGCAGCCUCGAGGCUUGUGUUGUCGCUGCUGGUGGCAGCUCUGCUGCUGCACGUGGCCACCACGCUGAAGGUCGGCGCCUUCAACAUCAAAGCGUUUGGGGACACCAAGAUGUCCAACCAGACCGUCGCAAAUAUCAUCGUCUCUAUCCUGUCAGAGUACGACAUCAUUCUGGUGCAGGAGGUCCGGGACGCCGACCUGAGUGCUGUGAAUAACCUCAUGGACCAGCUCAACAGUGCUGGGGGGCACCCAUACAGCUUUUUGGCCAGCAUCCCCCUGGGUCGGACCAGCUACAAGGAGCAGUACCUCUACAUCUACAGGUCAGACAUGGUCUCCGUGCUGGGAAGCUACUACUACGAUGACGGCUGUGAAGCCUGUGGGACCGACACCUUCAGCAGGGAGCCCUUCAUUGUGAAGUUCUCCUCACCCACCACACAGGUACAGGAGUUCGUGUUGGUGCCCCUGCAUUCCGAGCCCAGCCACGCAGCACAGGAGAUCGAUGCGCUCUACGACGUCUACAACGAUGUCAUCAACAAGUGGGGGACUAACGACAUAAUCCUUCUGGGGGAUUUCAACGCUGACUGCUCCUACGUGACCAGCUCCCAGUGGCCGUCCAUCCGCCUGCGCUCCCUCAGCGCCUGCGAGUGGCUCAUCCCCGACAGCGCCGACACCACCGUGGCCGACACCACCGACUGCGCCUACGACCGCAUCGUCGCCUGCGGCACCGCCCUGCGCCGAGACGUUGAACCUGGCUCCGCCACUGUUAAUAACUUCGAGAAGAAAUUCCACCUCCAGAUCAAGGAUGCUUUGGCUGUCAGCGACCAUUUCCCAGUGGAGGUGAUCCUGAAAGCCCAGUGA